Zea mays is the source of this 987-nucleotide messenger RNA. RefSeq lists its product as uncharacterized. NCBI's taxonomy places the organism in Eukaryota, Viridiplantae, Streptophyta, Magnoliopsida, Poales, Poaceae. Bases 92 to 862 code for a protein of 256 amino acids. The transcript has a single exon. The record is from RefSeq and is marked validated.
UGCCUCUCCUGGUCGCUCUCUCCACCCUCCUAUCCUGCAACCCAAGACCAUACCGUCUCCCUCUCCAGCCGUCCAGCGCAGCGCAGCAGCCAUGGUUCCUCAAGCCGCAUUCCUCCUGGCACUCGUUGCCGCCGCCGCCGCCGCCGCCUCCACCUGGCCGUCGACGGAGGCGGCGGGCUCCUGGACCACGACGAACGCGCCCGCCGCGUCGUGCUCCGGCGCGGGGACCUUCGCGGCAGACAGCGCGUUCGCGGGCAACCUGCGCCGGCUCAUGUCCGUCCUCGAGGCCAGGGCCGCCGCCGGCGGCGGCUUCGACAUCGCCACGGUGGGCGCCGGAGCCGGCGGCGCGCGCGUGCACGGCCUGGCGCUGUGCCGCGGCGACGUGGCGCGCGCGGCGUGCGCGCGGUGCGUCCGGUCCGCGCGGGCCCACGCGCGGCGCCUGUGCGCGUCCAGGACGGACGCCGUCGUCUGGCUCGACGCCUGCACGCUCCGCUACUCCGCGCGCGCCUUCUUCGGCGAGGUCGACCGGGACCACCGCGCCGUCGCGGCGCUCCGGGACGCGAGGCCGGCCGAGCUCGGCCGCGAGGUCGUCGCCGGCCUGCUGACGCGGCUCACUAGGACGGCGUACCUCUCGCCGCUGCUGUUCGCCGCCGGGGAGGAGGACGCUGCAGUCGGCCAGCAGCAGAGGCUGCGCGCCAUGGUGCAGUGCACCAAGGACCUCUCCGGCGGGGACUGCAAGGCCUGCCUGGAGGCUGCCAUUGCGCAGCUGCUGGCCAGGGGACGGGCGCCGGAGGGCGCCAGGGUGCUGGGCGGAAGCUGCAGCCUCAGAUACGAGCUGUCCCCGUUCAUUUCUGACUCCUAACACAAGAUAGCUACUGUGACUCCAUAGUUUUUGCUUAAUUGCACCUGUAAUCUGUAAAUUGCGGUGUCAGAGCUCACGUUCGAGAUUCCAAGGGAAUCAAAUACAGCAAAAGUGUUUAUUUCAAG